Molecule: messenger RNA, 549 nt
Organism: Ectocarpus siliculosus
Lineage: Eukaryota; Phaeophyceae; Ectocarpales; Ectocarpaceae
Source: the annotation of a GenBank genome assembly
AUGGCGGCCAAACAAGUCAAGCGGGACUUCACGGCCGAUGGGCCAAGCGUAUAUUUUAUAUCCGACUGGAAGAAAGACAGCGAGCCCAAGAGGAGCAAGCGCAAGAAGGUUGCUGCUAAGAACUUGCAAGAGGCAACACGCCUCCAAGUGGAACGCUGGAUUGACCAAGGCGCGCUUAGGCAGAACUUCGCAAAAGAGUCUCCUCGCCCCGUGGGCGUAGGAAAGAGCAGGGAAACGACUUCCGCAAACAUGGGAACGCAGGUGGAGCCGACGGAGCUGCAACGCUCCAGCGAGGAAGAAGCGUCGACGCCCACCACCGUCGAAGAGCCGGACCUGCAAUGCUCAUGGGACCGAGAUUUGCGGCCUCCCAUGGACGAACCGCUCUUAGGCGAAGUCGCUGAAGCGAUGUUCUGGAGCGACACCUGGGCGGAAGUCCCGUCGCUGCGCUCCUUCUCCGAGCCCACAUUUUUGGACAACCGGACGAAUAGGCGAUUGUCCAAUGUUAAUGCAAGGUUCCGGAACAUGUCGAUUGCCGACGAGAAGCCUUGA